Molecule: messenger RNA, 672 nt
Organism: Fusarium odoratissimum NRRL 54006
Lineage: Eukaryota; Fungi; Ascomycota; Sordariomycetes; Hypocreales; Nectriaceae
Exons: 2
Coding region: 1-672 (223 amino acids)
Source: RefSeq, a predicted model, not a curated record
AUGGUCAAAAUACAAUUUCUCUACUCAUUGGCAGUUGCUGCCUCAGCUCUGGCUGCACCUUCCGGGGUCUUCAGCUCACUCUCUUCGUCUCUCGAUAAGCGAGCUUGCACCAAUCCUUCAAACAUGCUCCAGAACGCCGGCUUCGAGUCAAAAUCUAUUAAACCAUGGGUCUAUGCUCCGUACUAUCCGAAGCUUACCAGUCAGAAGCUCGUGACUUCUGGCUACAAGAGCGACCAGGCUCUCCAGAUAUCUGGUUUUGCCACGACACAGAAUGAAUAUGGCUACAGCACACUUAAACAGAACUUCACCAACUGCAAGUUUGGAAAGUACCAGCUGUCAUGGUCCAUGUACCUCCCCAAGGGUGCAGCUCAAGGGUUGGACCCCCGUACACCUGGUAUGAAUAUCUGGGUCUACGAUCCCGCGGGCCAGGGCCAAGUGGGAACACUCUCCUUCGGACCCAAUUCUUUCAACACUUCACUUGGGUAUCCCGUGCAGCGAGGAACACACAAGGUGAAUCAGUGGGUGAACCUCUCGAUGAAACUGCCCUAUAACAUCAAUGUUGGCAAAUGUACCUUGGUCAUCAAUUGGUUUGUUCCAGGUCAAGAGACGGGCAAAGGAGACGGGAAGCUGACACUGAAGCUCGACAACUUUGUUCUAAAGCCUGCGAAAUAG